This is a messenger RNA of Aspergillus piperis CBS 112811, 1115 nucleotides long. RefSeq names its product SDR family oxidoreductase. The coding region runs from base 125 to 1024 and encodes 299 amino acids. The transcript is spliced from 3 exons. The record is from RefSeq and is a predicted model, not a curated record. Lineage: Eukaryota; Fungi; Ascomycota; Eurotiomycetes; Eurotiales; Aspergillaceae.
CCCCUGGCAGGUCCUGGCGCCUCCCAGAUUGUCUUAAGAACCAUUCGGGCAAUCCUCAUUUCCCUGACACUGAAAAGCAACAAAGACUUCAGACCUGUAUAAUCAGCCUCGUUUACUUCAAAAGAUGACAAAAGAAAAACAGACCUGGUUCAUCACUGGCUGCUCCAGUGGCUUUGGGGAGCAGUUUGUACGCCAGCUCCGCGCACGGGGUGACAACGUCAUCGCGACAGGCCGGAAUGCUGAAACCAAGCUCGCACACUUGAAAGAAACUGGUGCCACUAUCCUUGAACUAGAUGUCACGGCACCUCAAGAAGAGUUGAACGCGAAGUUCCAACAGGCCAUUGACAUUUACGGGGGAGUAGAUGUACUUGUGAACAACGCGGGGUACAUCCAAUGCGGGGCCAUCGAGGAGCUCACGCCGGAGGAUAUGAAACGAUCCCUCGACACGAAUUUCCAUGGUCCUAUCAACCUGACCCGCGCCGCAUUGCCGCAUUUCCGCAGCAAGGGCGAAAAGGGUCAAGGUAUGAUCAUCUACAUGGGAUCGCAGUCUGGCUUCUGGGGAGAGCCUGCUGCAUCCGCGUACUGCGCCAGUAAAUUUGCAUUGGAAGGGGCCGUGGAAAGUCUCUCGAAAGAGUUAGGCUGGCUGGCACCGGGUAUCAAGCCUCUCAUUAUUGAAGCAGGCAUUUUCAGCACUGAAGUCAUGAGAAAUAUCAACCAUGUUCCCUACCGAGUCGAUUUCUACCGGGGCCUUAACGAUGCGUGUCGCGUGCGCGGAGAGGGCAACUAUCGCAACCCACCAGGCAAUGCGGUGGAUUUGAUUGCCAAGGUCAUUCAAAUUGCAAAGGGAGAGGGUAUUGCAGAAGGCAAAGAAAUCCCCUUGCGUGUGCCAUUUGGUAGUGAUUCUCUUGGGUUCCUUAAGGAGAAGGCGCGGGAUAUGAUGCGCAUUGCGGAGGAAUGGGAGGAGGUUGCCCGUAGCACUGAUUUUCCGGACCACAAGGGCCCUAUGCCGGAUAUUCCGGCCUGAAGUGGGCACCAUGGGUCUAUGGUGGGUCGUCGGAGACUGGGAAACAGGGUCUUACCUACAAAUGAAUUAUGACAAUUGUUAUGUUCUCGGU